Messenger RNA from Aaosphaeria arxii CBS 175.79, 2665 nucleotides. RefSeq lists its product as uncharacterized. Gene Ontology annotation, cellular component: nucleus. Gene Ontology annotation, biological process: DNA-templated transcription; regulation of DNA-templated transcription. NCBI's taxonomy places the organism in Eukaryota, Fungi, Ascomycota, Dothideomycetes, Pleosporales. The transcript is spliced from 5 exons. The record is from RefSeq and is a predicted model, not a curated record. The coding region runs from base 281 to 2665 and encodes 794 amino acids. Gene Ontology annotation, molecular function: DNA-binding transcription factor activity, RNA polymerase II-specific; zinc ion binding; DNA binding.
CUCCUGUCAGCACUGCUGUUAGAGAAGAAGUCCGAAAGGAGGAGAGAGAGACCUUAAAGUUCUUGUAUGGAUGCGUGGUGACUGAAAGUCUGUUCGCUCCCUCGUUCCUCGCACUUCAGUACUUGACUUCCCAUUAUAUGUCACAACUGCCUCAGCCUUCCUAACGACAUUGGGGCAUUCGGCCUCAACUUGGAGCAUUCAAACAGCAUAGAAGGUCCCAAGGUUCCAGGAAUAUUCCAGCACAACGAUCCUUCGUCCAGAAACCAGCGAUAUUAUCGAUAUGGCGGAACAGAGUCCAUCCAACAGUUCCGAUGCCACUGCGGUGUCCGCUUCCCCUCCCCAGCUGGAUCACAUCUUGCCCCGCCCUCCCAUCAAACGAGCCCGGCCCCAACUAAGCUGUGCACCAUGUCGAUUGGGAAAACUCAAGUGCAAUCGUGAACACCCUGUAUGUGACCAAUGCAUAAAAAGGGCUCGUCACGAUGAGUGCAAAUAUGUCCCGCCUCCUCCUAAAAACAAGCAAGCGCAAAACAUGCGCGGCCGCAUCAGGAACUUGGAGAAUCUCGUCGUAAGUCUUAUGAAUGAAAAAGGUCAGUGCCAGAAAGGCGGUGCGGGGGAAACCACAGAUGAAACCAAAUCGAAGAAAAUAAAAGGAGAAAAUAAAAAUUCCAAAAGCUCGCAGGAUGGGCCUAACGUCGACUCUUUCGGCAAACUCCAUAUAACAAGUGAUGGCUCCGAAACCUAUGUGGGGGCUGGACAUUGGACAAGCUUGCUUCAGGAGAUUGAAGAAGUGAAAGAGAGCUUGGACGAACAAGAAUCCUCGGAAGAGCCUCGGGACGAGGACUGGGACGGUUUCCACACUCGGUCUACCGUGACCUUUGGUAUUCCAAAGCCAGUAACGAAAGCUAUGCUGAUCCAGGAGAUGCCAGUGAAGGACGAGACUGACCGGCUUCUGUCACUCUGGUUCAACAGUGCAGACCCGUUACUCUUCCUUAUACAUGCGCCCACGUUUCAAGAAGAAUAUAAACAAUUUUGGAAAGAUCCUACUGAUACACCUAUCAUGUGGAUUGCCUUGCUAUACUGUAUCAUGGCCAUGGGUAUCAUCGUCGGACCGCGAAACCCAGGCAUGGUUGCGCACACCACAUUAUAUGGCAAUAACAUCGCAUCGAUGUUAAACAAGGCCGACGACAUGUCUCGUGCGAUCAAUCGAUUUCAACAGCUGGCGUCUUCUGCCAUAGUCCUAGCGGACAUGGUCAAGACUCAGUCAUAUAUGCUCGAAACACUGAUGCUCUACUCAUGUUGCGAAUUUCUUCGAAGAGAUGACCUCCAAUCAAAGGUUUGGCUCAUGAAUGGCGUGGCAUUGCGAGUUGCUAUGCGCAUGGGUUACCAUCGGGAUCCAAGUAAUUUCACCAACAUCAGCCCAUUCCACGGAGAGAUGAGGAGACGCAUUUGGCACGUUCUCAACAUGUGGGACACACUGAUAUCUUUCGCUAUCGGACUCCCUACCCUGAUUCGGCGGGUGGAAAGCGACGUUCGCGCACCGAUGAACCUUCAAGACUCUGAUUUAUCUCCCGAUAUGCCCGCUUUACCGCCUGCGCGCCCAGUCACUGAGGUUACUCCGGCCCUUUAUACCAUCUCCAAAUUUCGGAUUUGUUGUGUGUUUGCUGAAGCUGCUGAGUUGUCCCAAAAGAUCACGGCCCCAAGCCAUUCGGAUAUCAUGAUUUUGAAUGAUCGUCUUGAAGAGGCGCAUGCAAAUAUUCCCGAUGUGAUGCGGGUCAAACCCAUGGACGAGUGCAUCACAGAGCAGCCUUUCGUCAUCAUGGGUCGCUUCAAUGUCGAGCUUCUUUACCAGAAGACCAGAAUUGUUUUGCAUCGCAACUAUCUCACAGCUGGUCAAUCUGAUCCUAAAUUCCUUGACUCGCGUAAUAUUUGUCUUAACAGUGCCGAGGCUAUAUUGCAAAGCCAGCAAGUCAUCUAUCAUGCCUGCCAACCUGGAGGGCAAUUGAACAAGGUCUGGUGGUACAUGAGCUCACUGAACACAUACGAUUUUCUGCUUGCUGCUAUGAUACUCUGUCUUGAGCUGAACCAUCUACAGGCAACGAAUCCUUCUUCUCCCCGAGUACGUGAGUUAUUCGGAAUCUUAGAGAAUACGCACACAAUAUGGACAAACUAUCCGAAUCGUUUCCGUGAAGCAUCUCGCGGAGCUGGUGUCUUGAGAGCAAUGCUCCAAAAGACAGCAAAGCAUGUAUCACCCAAACCUGACAAUCAAACAACAUCUUUCAAUGGGUUCGAUCAGUAUACUGGCAAUACUCCUUUAGGCCUCUCGUCGGAAGCCAUGGGGAUGUUAGGCGAAUCACUACCGCCGCAGCACUGGGCUUCAAUGCCCACCUCAGUGGAUUUGUCCAAUAUUCCGUCCGAAAUUGACUGGACGUUGUGGGAUAGUACUAUGCAAGGCCAGAGCAACAUACUCCCGAAUGGAAACUGGGCUUCACCUCCACAUCUAGGCAAUGCUGCUACACAUAGCUGGCUGGAUUUGACAAACAGCAUAGAUACUACAAUGAACCCCGCGCUUGACUUCUCGGACCCAUUCAACUGGUAUCCGUCGGAUGGCUACAUGCCCCCUUCAACGGACAUGGGCAUCGCACCCGGUUCGGGCCAUGCAGACUAG